This is a messenger RNA of Styela clava, 2979 nucleotides long. Its product is annotated as muscarinic acetylcholine receptor M4-like. The record is from RefSeq and is a predicted model, not a curated record. Lineage: Eukaryota; Metazoa; Chordata; Ascidiacea; Stolidobranchia; Styelidae. Gene Ontology annotation, cellular component: dendrite; synapse; plasma membrane. Gene Ontology annotation, molecular function: G protein-coupled serotonin receptor activity; G protein-coupled acetylcholine receptor activity. Gene Ontology annotation, biological process: adenylate cyclase-inhibiting G protein-coupled acetylcholine receptor signaling pathway; chemical synaptic transmission; G protein-coupled receptor signaling pathway, coupled to cyclic nucleotide second messenger.
UAAGUGUAUGCCCGGGGAAAUUUCCGAAAGACAAGACUUUACCAUCGAAAAUGAGAUGGAAUCGGAACAUUGCGCUAGCAAUUUACCGCUUAUUUAUUUAUUUAUGGAAGCAAUAUCCCGGAAGAUCAAUUUGUAGGAGUAUUUUAUAAAUAUUUAAUUUCAAUCUGAAAGUCGCGUCAAAAAAGCAGCAACGGUUGUUUCCUCAAGAUUGUUGAUUGUUCCCUCAAGUUUAUUUCAAGUGUACGUAUUUGGUAAUUUGUUUUCGUACAUUUGCAUAAUUUGUCUAAAGCAAUUGCUUGAUUAAUAUUUCACGGCCUGGUUCACCCUUCCAUGCCUUAUAACGAAGUAAAUUUGUUUCUAUUUUUACGCUAAGUACUACCGUAACUCAUUAAUGAUACCAAUGAACGAUUGUGAAAAAUUGAAGUAGGAUUUUAUAUGACCUGUAAGAUUUUGAACUUCUGAGGAAAUAUCACCUUAAAUUAGUUGUAUCGAAUAUUAAUCAAAUACAUGCUAAAAUCGAUUUUAUUAGGAUACGCCGAGUAAAUAUUGAUUUCUUAGCCGUUUUUGUUCGCAGACAGCUGUAGAAAAAUGUUUUUAUAUAAUGUAUGUCAUUACUUGUGCAUCAUGCUGGGAUUCUGGACUGUUUUAGCUGGUGGAUUCGGAAGAAUUCGGACAAUAGAACCCCAAAACAGUUUAUCUUCCGGUUCAGAUGUCAAUUAUUUUACGUAUACUGCAAAGAAUGGAAGAGCGCGCAAAAUUUCUUUUGGUAGGUCAGAAAUACUAAGGAAAAACAAGAGAUCAGUCUCACCAAAAUCUACAUUCGAUGUAGAAAUGUGGCAAAAAGGCUACAACAAAUUUGACAACGUUAGAAACACUGCACCUAAUGGCAGAACAUCUUUGAAAAAAAUGAUUGAAGAAUUCCCAUGCCCAGAAAGACUAUGUGAAGACGACAACAGGGAAAAUGAAGUUGUGACUUUUUCUACAGUAAAUGAAAACAUAUCCACAAGCAGUGAUAAUUCUUCGACUGCAACAACAUAUGGAUUGUUGUUCUCUGCGAGUCUUCCUGAGAUUAUAGCAAUCUGCAUCUCAUCUGGAACAGCAAGUUUGAUAACGGUCGCUGGAAACGUUUUGGUGAUUGCUUCGUUUGCAAUUAACAAAUCUCUUCGAAUUGUGAAUAACUAUUUGAUUCUAAGUUUGGCAGCCGCUGACUUACUGAUUGGCACAAUUUCGAUGAAUUUAUUCACGAUUUCAAUAGUUCACGGAGAAUGGAGACUCGGUGCAGCUGUUUGUGAUUUUUGGUUGACUCUUGAUUACGUUGCAUCAAACGCUUCAGUUAUGAAUCUCUUUAUCAUAUGCCUUGAUCGGUAUUUUUCUGUUACAAAACCCGUAAAAUACCGCAACGCAAGAACAAAAAAACGUUUUCUGAUGGCGAUCGCUGGUGCUUGGAUAAUAUCGUUCGUGUUGUGGGCGCCGUGGAUUGCUGGGUGGCAAUAUAUUGUUGGCAGCAGAAGUGUACCAGAGAACCAAUGCUAUAUCCAGUUCCUCAAAGAAAACAAAGCUGUAACGGUAAUAACGGCGAUCGGCGCAUUUUAUCUACCUGCAGGAGCUAUGUGCGUCUUGUAUUGGCAAGUUUAUCAAGGGAUAAAAAACAGCAGGAAAAAAAUCUUAGGAAUGAAUAAAACGCCGAAUGAUGAUUCCACAAAGUCUGUCAGUGAUGAUGAACAUGGAGACCAUAUCACAAAAUCAACAAGAAAAAAUAAUUUCGAAAGAUGGCGAAUACUUAACUGCUGUGCCAACGAGAAAAAGAAGAGAACUAAGAAGGGUAUCAAAGAGAAGCGACACAUUUUCACUUUAGCAACUAAAUGUUUAGGAGGCAUUCUUUGCUGUUUCAAAGGAAACAAGAAAGAAGCGAUUUCGCCAAGUGUGAGAGAACGUAAAAACGUCGACGCGUCUAAUCAAGCAUUUAUAAAAGGAGAUUGUGCAGAUAAAAGCCCGGAAAGGGAAUAUGAAUAUAGGUCGAAACCGACCCAAUCUUUUCUCGAAAUAAAUAGAAAAAAUGAUAAUUUUGUAUCACGAGAAAUUCAUCCACAAGAAACCCCCAAACAGGAACCUUUUCAUAUUCCAAGGAAAGCAUUCCUUUAUUGAAGGCGACGAGUCUCCACCGGCCUAUAACAAACUUCAUGCUUCCGAUGAUGAACAAGCCGUAUCGGUUACCAUCGAUUUCAGACUUUCAAGCAAAAAGCUCAGAGAUAAGUUUGAAAACGUCGUCUCGUAAAUUGCCAGGAAAUCCAGUGGACAAAAAAAUGAAGGAAUACGCUCUACCAACUCGGUCAGUGAGACGUCUACCAAACAUACCCAGAGAAUCAAGAAGUACUGCAAAUGAAGACGUGCACGGUAAAGAGAUACUUUACCGCAGCAAGUCUGGCAAGAUAUAAAUAGCCCUAACAUGAGACAUGCGUGUUCUGAGCCGUAUUUAACUGCAGAUAAUUCGGGCAUACCCAGAGCUGAUAGCCCAACUCUGGCCACCACUUAUUAACAGAGCUCCAGUUGAACAUACGACAUGCACUAUGAAUAGCAAUAAGCAACAACCAGCAGUUAAAGUACCCACAGAAAUAGUUACUAGCGACCAAGCUCACAUUGUCGACGAAGCAGUACUUGCGUACCAAGAAGAAGAUACUCUUUUGCAGACAACAAUUACAACUGUUGAUAGUUCAGAUCCGCCUAUGUCUGCAAUGGCAUCUGCAAAUGCGACUCCAAAUCUUUGUCGAACGAAGGCGGGAAAAGAAAUUGCAUUUUACGGCACACUCCCCGAAGCAAAGUUCAAAUUUAGCAAAUCCAACCUAUUGCUAAAGUAGGAGAUCGAUUAAAAACUCAAGCGGUGAAAAAGAAGCUUCAAUCUCUGAAAAAGGAGACAAAAGCUGCAAGAUUAUUGGCUUCAAUUUUAGCUGCAUUCAUUAUUCUUUGGACGCCUUACAACGU